Lentinula edodes (shiitake mushroom) is the source of this 4851-nucleotide messenger RNA. RefSeq lists its product as uncharacterized. Gene Ontology annotation, molecular function: ABC-type transporter activity; ATP binding; ATP hydrolysis activity. Bases 1 to 4851 code for a protein of 1616 amino acids. Lineage: Eukaryota; Fungi; Basidiomycota; Agaricomycetes; Agaricales; Omphalotaceae. The transcript is spliced from 18 exons. Gene Ontology annotation, cellular component: membrane; intracellular membrane-bounded organelle. Gene Ontology annotation, biological process: transmembrane transport; lipid transport. The record is from RefSeq and is a predicted model, not a curated record.
AUGCCCUUUUGGCGCCAGUUUAGGGCUCUUUUCUGGAAGAAUUGGAUAGUUUUAUCUAAGCAUUCUUUCCUUAACAUCAUUAGAUGCUUCGUUCUCCCAGUUGCCUACGGAAUUUUUCUUGCAGUUGCCCAGUUGUUCUUGUUCAAGCCUAACAACUAUGGCAUUGGCAAUCCAAUUCCUGUGUACCGGCUUCAAGAUCGAUUCGAUGGCUCGAUAUCGCUUGUGUGGGCCGAUGGAACCAAUAGCUCAUCGACGAGCGGAGUAACGCCCACAGCUAUCAUCUCUCAUAUCUCCAGCGACUUUAACGACGCACAGCGAAAUGCGAUCCGCAAGGUCGCAAGUCCCAGCGAAAUUCCGUCACAGUGCCCUCAAAACUUCAAUCUUUUCUCGGAAUGUUUUGCAGCAGUUGCAUUCUAUGAUAUCCCUUCGCCAGGCACUGGGCCUAUCAACUAUACUAUCCUAGCAGAUGGGGGACUGGUGCAUAUAGACGUUGUCAAGCAUACGAGUGAUUUUGAAGAGAGAAUUCUUCCUUUGCAGUGGGCUAUAGAUCAGGCUAUCGUUGAGUUACAGACUGGGGUGCAAUUACCAACUCCACUGGAAUGGCCGUUUUCGCAAGAGACAAACGAAGAGCAAAGCACUGAUAUACGUCUAAGUUACAUACGUGGCUUGAGAACGCUUCUGGUAUUGGCUUUAUUCAUAUGUUAUAUCGGCAUCGCCUACCAACUGCCAGGUGCAGUAACUGCUGAACGAGCUAAUCUCGUCACCUCUCACAUGAAAGCAAUGGGGCUCCUUGACUCUGCCAAGGUCCUCUCCUGGUACGCGAGCAUUGGCUUGGUUUACCUCCCCGCAUGGACCAUCGUCUCCCUGAUCUGGCACUUCCGUAUCUUUACCAAGACCUCUGGCGGUCUCAUCUUUGUCGUUCACAUCCUCCUGGGACUCAUAUUAGCAAGCUACUCUUUCUUUGUUGCCGCCCCAUUUGGGAAGAGUCCUCAGCUUGCGGCAGUGGCUUCUACAUUUAUUUCUAUCGUAUUUGCCCUCCUCGCUCUGGUCUUCUCUCGUGCCAGCACUGGAGCCGCUUUCAUCUUUUCCAUCAUUUUCCCUCCCGGGUGGUAUAUUUUUGCAAUCAGGGCAAUAUGUGGAUGGGAGAAUCAUCAGCUCGCCACAAACGUGCUGAAGGGUGAUCCUGAUUCGGGGUUGGCGAUGCUCCCGUUGUUGAUUGCUGCAAUUAUUGACGUCUUCCUGUGGCCCUAUCUCGCUGUCUUACUCGAAAAUAGGCUUUAUGACGCUCGGAACCCUCCAGUCAACCGAAGAACAUUGUUCUCACGGAUAUUCAGACGAAAUUACAGCCCCAAUGAACCGACGACUCGCCUUCCAUCAGAUGUGGCAAUCUCCAUCGAGAACCUUAACAAGACAUUCAACACUUCGUUAUUUCGCUCAAAGAAAGGCCUUGUUACCGCUGUAGCAGAUCUUACGCUUACAAUCCCGAAAUAUGGCAUCUUCGUACUUCUCGGUUCUAAUGGAGCAGGAAAAUCCACUACACUGUCUGUACUAGCUAAUUUGACUGGUCGGACAUCUGGUUCCAUUCGUUUCAACACUGGUGGCGAUGGCGUUUGGACGGAUAAGCCUCCGCCUGGAACCAUGGGAAUUGUUCCGCAAAAGAAUGUGCUCUUCCCAGAGCUUAGCUGUUAUCAGACACUGAGAGUUUGGAAAGCAAUCAAAUGGUCCAAGUACUCUGAUGGCGAUGAAGACAUCGAUCAACUCCUCAAAGAUUGUGAUCUUGGCGCGAAGAUUCAUGCGAAUGCGAAUACACUUUCUGGAGGGCAGAAGAGGAAGCUGCAAUUGGCUAUCGGUUUGGUAGGGGGAUCGAAUAUUGUACUCGUUGACGAGUGUACCUCGGGUGUCGAUCCCCUGUCAAGACGAGCUUUAUGGAGAACUCUCACUUCGUUUAGGGAAAGUCGGACUAUUGUUUUCACGACCCAUUUUCUAGAUGAAGCUGAUCUUCUAGGCGACCACAUCGCAAUCCUUGCAGCACCUGGAAGGCUGGCUGCUCGUGGAUCACCGGUAGCAUUGAAACAUGAUCUUGGUGAAGGCUACACCGUUCAAGUAACGUUUGACGUUCAAAUGCUGCCAGAAAAGAAUCCGAUUGCUUCGGGAUUGGGUGCAUCAGGAGAGGUUCUACAGGAAAUUCGCAGAUAUGCCGAAAAUGUGUCACUCUCCAUUAUUUCUCCUCGACAAGUAUCAUAUCACCUCAAGUCCAAGGACCCUGUAGUCGUCGAGAGUGUAUUGGCGAUGUUGAACGAAAAUAGAGAUGCGUUCAAGAUAGCUUCUUAUGACGUUCUUGGCACUUCAAUAGAAGAUAUAUUCCUGGACCUGAUGCAUAAAGACGAAGCAAAUAAAGCAAUUAUUUCUGGAGAGGCAGAGAAGAACACUGCUAGUGAAGUAUCGUCGGAAUUGGAAUCUGUUCAACCUGAUUCAUUCGCAGCUCCGUUGAAGCUUACCAGUGGUCGUGCCAUAUCGCCACUCCGGCAAGCGUUGACUAUCUUCCAUAAACGAGUACUCAUUGCCCGACGUAGCUGGUUGGCACUUGCCUUAGCAGUGUUGGUAGCAGUCGCAGCAUCCACUAUCCCUUUGGUCUUCAUCCGCGGAAGGUCACCGUCUUGCGUUAAAACUUUCGCUGCGUCGACCAACAUUCCCCUGUACCUACCUGAAUCGUCUAUCGAUCCGUUCUCCCUGGAUGACUCCUCUCGAGUUCUCGAUUCCCCAGCUGGGAUCACAUCUACUCUUGGUAAUACAACCACUAUUUUCCGAAUUAGGGAUGUACCGGACAACUCUACCUUUGUUGACGAUAUCAAACAGAACUUCCGGAAUUUAUCCCUAGGCGGUGUGUCCAUAGACGUUGAUUCGGACGCAGCCUUGAUAGCUUGGGAAGCAACUGCGCCAGGUCUUACUGGUCCUGCAAUGUUGAACCUGGCCUCGAACAUUCUGUAUAACAGGGCUUUGAACAGUUCAGGUCAAAGCUCAGACACUCCGACACUAAUACUUGCAAACUAUGAAGAUUUUCCCCCCGUCGCAGCCGGAACACUGUUUGCUUUGAAGUGGGUAGCGUUUUUCGGUGCAGCCAUGGCUGUGUAUCCAGCCUUUUUUGCCAUCUAUGUAUCGAAAGAACGGCGAUCCGGUGUUCAGGCAAUGCAAUUCUCGAAUGGGUUAUCUAACACUGUUGGCCUUUGGUUAGGACAUCUCAUGUUCGAUUGGAUAUUCUCAAUCAUCUCUGCGACCGUCACGAUCAUCAUUUUUGCUGCUGUAUCCAAUCAAUUCCAUGGGCUGGGCUUGUUCUGGGUCGUCCUUGUAUUAUAUGGGAUUGCCAGCACCUUAUUCGCAUACUCCAUGUCACUGCUUGUAUCGUCUCCAUUAGCAGCUUUCGCGGCAGUAGCCGGCUACCAAGUCAUAAUGUUCGUUUUAUAUCUCGCUGGAUAUCUUCUCACCUUGACGUACGCCAAAACUUCGAGCGCCAACACGAUCAUAACUAUCAUACAUUUCACCUUAUCUGUGCUCUCACCUGUUGCUAGUACUCUUCGGGCCGCCUUCGUUUCCGUCAAUCUGUUCUCCCUUUUAUGUCUUGGAGAUAACUUCACAACUUCCCAAAUUGGGGACAUUCUGCGCUUUGGUGGACCAAUACUAUAUCUUAUCAUCUACUGCUUCGUGCUUAUGGCGAUAUUGGUCUGGUACGAUUCAUCUGGGUCUCUUCGACCUACUCAAGGAUGGUUGCGAUUCUUCCGGGGAUCAGGCAAGCAAGUCGAGGCACCGAAUACAGGAGAAGACGUGUUGAAAGAGGCAAAGGAUGCUUCGGCUUCGGAUGAUUUACUACGAGUUUUGAACGUCUCGAAGACGUUUGGCAAAAACAAAGUUGUGGACAACGUCAGCCUUGGAGUGUCCCGUGACACCAUAUUUGCUUUGUUGGGUCCGAAUGGUGCAGGGAAAACUACUACGUUCAAUAUGAUUCGGGGCGAUAUCCUUCCUGACGCUGGGGACAUUUUCAUCGCAGAUGCUAGUGUCGUCCGAAAUCCCAAGAGAGCACGAUUCUCUCUAGGAGUCUGCCCCCAAUUUACUGCUAUCGAUUCACAAAUGACCGUGCGAGAGCAUCUGCUCAUAUACGGACAAUUGAAGGGUGUAACGAGAGGUGCUGUUUUAGCCAAUGACAUAGCCGUAUUGCUCAAGGCCACUGGUCUCGUGAUUUACGCUGAUCGUUUGGCGAGCAAACUUUCCGGUGGAAAUCAGAGGAAACUUUCGUUGGCAAUAGCAUUGAUCGGAAACCCUGCUGUUGUCCUCAUCGACGAAUUCUCUACUGGAAUAGACGCCAAAAUGAAGCGAGAGAUGUGGAAGACAUUGAGGAACGUAGCCGUCGGGAAAUCAGUGAUCAUAACUACUCGUGAGCAAUGGUUUCUCAGUUACAUAGUAUCACGCUUGCCAACAUCAUCUCUAGCUGUUGGUACGACAGAAUCCCUUUCUUCCCGCUAUGCAACCUACGAAGUCCACUUCACUACCCGAAACCGGGAAGAAGUAGAAAAAGCCCAACUAUUAAUGUCAAAAAUUCCUGGUGCCCGUUUAGCAGAUGACGUCGCGACACGAUUUGAAGUGCCUAUUCAAAGUCCACAAAAUGAUGGUUCGAGUCAGACCGCAGAUGGGACAUCGUUAGCACAGCUUUUCCAUGUUCUUUCAAGUAGCAGGGACUUUUCCGAGCAUACAGUGGAGAAAGCCAGUCUAGAGAGUGUUUUCUUGAAAGUUAUCAGAGAGAAUAAAGUCUUGGAAGAGGAUACACGGACGAAAAGACACUGGUGGCAGCGACAGAGAUGA